AUGAGUAAAAUUUUGUCUAUUGAAUAUUUAAAUGAUUUUAUAUCACCAAAUCAAAAAUGUAUUAAAUCCUUAAAUACAUCAAUUAAUAUUCCUGAAAAUAAUCAAAUAAAUUUAGAUAAAAAAGGAUAUUAUGAAAUCAAUAAUGGCACAAAAAGAAAACUAGAACCAGCAACUAUAACUUUAAAUGAUUGUUUAGCAUGCAAUGGAUGUAUUACAUCAACAGAAAGCAUUUUUAUUGAAUCACAAUCAUAUCAAAAAAUUAACGCUAUUAUUGAAGAAAAUAUGAGCCUCGAAGAAAAUGAACGGAAAAUCUUAGUAGCAUCUAUUUCACCUCAAUCACGAGCAUCACUCGCAGCAGUUUUUAAUAUUUCUAUAAAAUCAACACAUGCUCGUUUAACAUACUUUUUUACAAAAUUGUUGUCAUUUUCACAUUUUGUAGAUACAAACUUUGGAAGAGAAUUAGCAUUAUAUGAACUAUCUAACGAUUUUAUUCAACGCUAUAAAACAAAAAAAAAAGGUUAUGAUGAUCAAAUACUACCCUUGCUCACAUCAGCAUGUCCAGGAUGGAUAUGUUAUGCAGAAAAAACUCAUUCAGAAAUUUUACCAUAUAUAUCUCGUGUAAAAUCUCCACAACAAAUUACAGGUACUAUAAUUAAAUCUAAAUUAACAGAAAUAUCAAACAAGCAAAAACAACAUAUUUACCAUGUUUCAAUAAUGCCAUGCUUUGAUAAAAAAUUAGAAGCAAGCAGAGAAGAAUUUUCAGAAAAUGGUAUUAAAGAUGUUGAUUGCGUUAUUACAACAUCAGAAGUACUAGAAAUGUUAAGAGAACGAUCAUUAGAUUUACAAAAAAUGCCAGAAGCACCUCAUGAUUCUUUAAUAUCAUGUUAUAUGGAUACGGAUAUAAUGGAACAUCCUGGUUCAUCAUCAGGUGGAUAUCUCUUUCAAAUAUUUACAUUUGCUGCUCAAGAGUUAUUUAACAUAGAUCUUACAAACACAAAUUCAACUCAUAACAUAACACAUAUAAUACGAAAUAAUGAUAUGAUGGAAUAUAUUCUAAAAGGAUCAGAUAAUUCAAUUCUUCUUCGAAUGGCAAUAUGUUACGGCUUUAGAAAUAUACAAAAUCUUAUCAGGAAAUUAAAAACCAAAAAAAAGAACAUAUCACAAGAAACAAAUUAUGAUUUUGUAGAAGUCAUGGCAUGUCCAUCUGGAUGUAUUAACGGAGGAGGUCAAUUAAAACCAAAAACAAUAGAGUUAUCCAAAACAUUUACACAAAAAGAAUGGAUCGAUCACGUAAAUAAUUUAUAUAAUUCUAGUACAAAAAUGACCAUUAAUUCAAUUCGCAUAUUACAAUAUAUAAAAAACUGGGAUCGUGAUUUUGCAUAUAAAAUAUUAUAUACGACUUAUCGUUCUAUACCACAAACUUCUAACAAACAACUAAACCAAGAUUGGUAA
This is a messenger RNA of Pneumocystis jirovecii RU7, 1452 nucleotides long. Its product is annotated as iron-sulfur cluster assembly protein NAR1. Gene Ontology annotation, cellular component: cytosolic [4Fe-4S] assembly targeting complex. The transcript is spliced from 6 exons. Gene Ontology annotation, biological process: iron-sulfur cluster assembly. Bases 1 to 1452 code for a protein of 483 amino acids. The record is from RefSeq and is a predicted model, not a curated record. Lineage: Eukaryota; Fungi; Ascomycota; Pneumocystomycetes; Pneumocystales; Pneumocystaceae. Gene Ontology annotation, molecular function: 4 iron, 4 sulfur cluster binding.